GACAGUCACUUCACCCUCUGCAUGUCUCUGCAUGGACCGGACUGACAUGUCUGACCAAGCCAAACCUCUGACUUCGUUCCUCAUAGAAGACAUUCUCUCCAUUAAGGACAGCACAAGAUUUAAUGGCAAAUGGUGUUCGCAGAAGAUGGAAAGAUGUUCGCAGUGGAAAGAAGAGUCUGAGCAGCUGGUGGAGCAACUGUCCCCCCCUGGGACUGCAUUUGAAGUGCAGACAGAGUCUCUGGACACAUCUUGUCCCAGUUCCUCAGAGUCCACCACUUUCACAUCCAGGGGGAAGCAGAAGCGUUCCAGAGCUGCAUUUACACACCUACAAGUGCUUGAACUGGAGAAGAAGUUUAACCAUCAGAAGUACCUGUCGGCUCCAGAGAGGGCUCACCUGGCCAACACUUUAAGACUGACGGAGACCCAGGUGAAGAUCUGGUUUCAGAACCGGAGGUAUAAGACAAAACGAAAACAGCAAACAGAGAUCUGCAAGGACGUGUAUAAAACAGACGGACUGGCCCUGAGAGACGGUUUGGUUCGGUCAUCACUUUUCACAUCCUUUUAUAAAACGUAUCAAUACAGUCCGUACCUGUGGGACUACAGUGGCCCCUGGGGUCAAACGCUAUGGUGACAUGUGGAGCUGUUGUGUUUUAAUGUCCCUAAUACCUUGUCAUUUGAUUAUUUGUGUUUCUUUGUAAUCUGAUGUUGACUUUGAACCCAGUGUAGUAACAAUGUUUUACCAUGACUUGGCUCAUAAUCUGGGAUAAAAAGAGCGAAAAGAUUCUAUCCAACAUGUGUAAAGGAAACCUACAAUGAAUCAUUUGAUCAUUCAGUUGCAGUAUUUUUGUCUGAUUCAUUAUUAAAUUGAUGCUCCAAACACAGAAAAUACCUUCCUUAUAUUUAUCACAUUUUAAGUGGACCUUAAAUUUGACAUGCAGUCAUCGUCAUAAUGUCAAGAAUUACAUUACAAAUUGAUAUUGAAAAGGUCACUGGAUUUUGUAGGCAGCUCUUUUGAUAAGACAAAUGUGGGUGUUUUAAAGACACAUUUGAAGUGUACGUGGAGUCUUAUUGUUCUGUAAAACUGCAUGAGAAGAUAAGAGCAGAGUCAGAUCAGGUUGAUACAUUAAAUGAGGGCUAGAGAAUGAGACUGGAUUCCUUUAAAGAGGCCCGACCUGAUCAGAUAGAUGAACUGCUUUCUUUUGGUAAUAUCCCCCCAAAAAAAAGUUAUUUUCACUUAUUAGGCAUUUCUUACAAGAGACAAUUAGUUUAAAAUGCUGCUAGCAAUACAUGUAGAAAUCUAACAUAAAAGUAUAAAACGCAUGGUUCGUCUUUUUUCAAGCUGAUGUUCAACAAAAGAUGUCACUCUACUCGAGCCACUGUGGCGUGAAACAGCGAGUCUGUCAUGUGCCUCAUCUCAUGUAUAAUCACGGUGAGAAAACCUGUUUGUUGGCAUAAUUACAUACAAUUACGUGCAGGUUCUACAGAAGACUAUAGAGAUAAGAAAUCAGAAUCUACCUCUAAAGCGGUGAAGAUAAUGCAAGUUUGUGAAUAAUAAAAAGCAGGUGAUCUAAAAUAACCCAACAGAGAUGCAGUCUUUGUUAGCAAUGUGUUUUUUUUCCUAAUAUGUGCCUAUUUAAACGUGUCGACCCAUGCAUCUAUAUGUAUAUUUAACUUAAAUCCCAAACCUGUCAUUCUGAUGUAGUCCGUCACUGUUAUUUACCUCAGGUUAAAUGUAAGCAUAUUCAAUAAAUCUAAUAAUAAAUAUCAUCACAUCUGCUGUCAGAAAUCUA
This is a messenger RNA of Sphaeramia orbicularis (orbiculate cardinalfish), 1790 nucleotides long. RefSeq names its product NK3 homeobox 1 (gene nkx3-1). The record is from RefSeq and is a predicted model, not a curated record. Gene Ontology annotation, biological process: regulation of transcription by RNA polymerase II; cell differentiation. Gene Ontology annotation, cellular component: nucleus. NCBI's taxonomy places the organism in Eukaryota, Metazoa, Chordata, Actinopteri, Kurtiformes, Apogonidae. Bases 32 to 631 code for a protein of 199 amino acids. Gene Ontology annotation, molecular function: DNA-binding transcription factor activity, RNA polymerase II-specific; RNA polymerase II cis-regulatory region sequence-specific DNA binding. The transcript is spliced from 2 exons.